UCUUGCAAAUUCAUCAGAGAGAAACAGAACAAGGUGAAGAAAAUGGAGAGGUUUGAGAGGUUAUCAGAAAUGUCAAGGAGAUUUGGAGUUUACUUCCGAAACAAAUUCUCUAGCAAGGAUUCACUUCUUAACGAUCUAGAUAAGAAGUUCACUAGUUUCUCUAGAACUCCAUUACACAUAGCAUCUAUAAAUGGUAAUGUUAAACUUGCCAAACAAAUUUUAUCUGUGAGAUCUGAUCUUGCAAGAAAACAAGACUUGAAUGGAUUUACUCCGCUCCACCUUGCAUCUGCCAGAACAAGUCUUGAGAUGGUGAGAUUGUUGAUUAAAGCUUAUCCUGAUGCUUGUAAAGUUCAAAAUAAAGAUGGAAAAACACCUCUACAUGUGGCUGCCAUGAAAGAUCGAGUUGAGAUCAUGAAACUACUAACGGAAGAAGGAAGAUUCGAAGCUCUUCUACUAAAUAACUAUCAAAAUGGUGAGACCAUUCUGCACUUUUGUGUUAAAAACAACAGUAGUGUAGGUACCCUUGAUCUAUUGGUACACAAGUUGGUACUUGCACUACAUACUUCAGAUCUAUGUACUAUUAUCAACUCCAAGGACAGUGAUGGCAACACAGUCUUGCACGCCGCUGCGGAAAUGCGAAAAUUUGAGAUUGUAAACUAUUUACUGCAGAGAGAUAAUAUAGAAAUCGAUUUAGAUGCAGUAAACAACAAGGGCCUGAAAGCCUUGAAUGUGUUAUCUGAAGCUCAGAGGGAUGAUCUAGAACUUGGUUUUUAUGUUUUCUCUGGAGACACCAAAGAGCGUACCAAUGAAACUUUGUCCGAAAAGAAGGAUCAUUGUUACCAAGUGAUCAAUAAGAAAUCGCCUAAAAAGCGAAGUCAUAAAGAGAGGGUGAAUGUGUUAUUAGUGGUGUCAACAUUGAUCGCAGGAAUCGCAUUUCAAGCUAUGUCAAACCCACCAGGUGGGGUUUGGCAAGAAGACAGCAAACUCGAAUCUGGUACUGACCCCGUUCAAUUUGCUUAUUAUGUUGGUCUUAUGUUUGACUCCUCCAUAUCCGGCAGUUUAUUAAGUUACACUCAAGAUCACAUGCUUCCUAAUGAUUCUACAAGUAAUACGAGUACUACAACAGAAUGGAAAGGUUAUUCUAAAGCCCAAGAAAAUGUUUACUAUUUUAUGAGCAAUCUACUAUAUAAUACUACACGACAUUCCACAUAUAAGGGUUUAAUCGUUGAAGAUUACACGAGUGCUACUAUUUCAGAUUACAAUAGAAGUGAUGGCAGUGAUAAAUUUUUCCCAUAUCUAAUACGAUAUGCCGGAUUCCCUAUAAUGGCUUAUCAAAACCCUUUCGCCUAUGAGAUUUACAUUCUUGUUAACACAAUUGCGUUUUCUCUGUCUCUGACGGUUGUUUUCGCGGUCAUAUGCGGGUUUGUACAUGAUAAAUCUGUCGCUCAAAACCGAAUUCUUAUAAUGUUGAUGUGCAUCUCAAUUGGAUGCAUUUCAGUAAGUUAUUUGGCUGUUUUAGAGAGUUUCACGCCAGAUUUCUUUUCUAAGGAUCAAGGACUUUAUUCACUAUUUAUAUACUUUUCGAUGUGCUGCAUCUGUGGAAUUGGCCUCUUUCUCUGGAGAUUUAUAUCAAGGAUGGUUCAGCUAAAAAAGAAGCAUCUUACCGCAUUUAACUACUUCAAAGCGCUCUUCACUAUGGAUGCAAGGGCAGCAGGAAAAGUGGCUUUAUUGAUUCUUGGUUUAUGUGCUUUUUACUGGACACUCCCACGUAAUUUUUAAAUUAGGGAACUGCAAUCAAGUCGAAGCUGAAUGAAAUUCAUGGAUUCAUCAGUUUUCUCGUGUUAACUGGGUUACUGGAAGGUUAGAGCUCUUGUGUUACUAAGCUUUUAAACAUUUCUUCUACUGCUGUAUUGAUGAAUUAAGCAAUUUAAGCUUAUUAUAUUAUAUAUUUAGUAUUGUUAAAUGCCCAGAAUCAGAUGGGGCAUGAGUUUGGUGUCAAAAGACAGAACUCUCAUUUUAUGUUAUGGUUGUGGUGAUUCCUAGCUAAGUUUUCUUACUUUCUAAUUUAAUGA
Messenger RNA from Papaver somniferum (opium poppy), 2072 nucleotides. RefSeq lists its product as uncharacterized. Gene Ontology annotation, molecular function: protein phosphatase 1 binding; protein phosphatase regulator activity. The transcript has 2 exons. Bases 43 to 1779 code for a protein of 578 amino acids. NCBI's taxonomy places the organism in Eukaryota, Viridiplantae, Streptophyta, Magnoliopsida, Ranunculales, Papaveraceae. The record is from RefSeq and is a predicted model, not a curated record. Gene Ontology annotation, cellular component: plasma membrane.